This is a messenger RNA of Paralichthys olivaceus (Japanese flounder), 3729 nucleotides long. It is a transcript of the gene hmga2, whose product is annotated as high mobility group AT-hook 2. The record is from RefSeq and is a predicted model, not a curated record. Gene Ontology annotation, cellular component: nucleus; chromatin. Lineage: Eukaryota; Metazoa; Chordata; Actinopteri; Pleuronectiformes; Paralichthyidae. Gene Ontology annotation, molecular function: DNA binding; transcription coregulator activity. Gene Ontology annotation, biological process: regulation of DNA-templated transcription.
CUCGGGGAGUGUGGAUGUGGUUGUUGUACCCGCGCUCCUCACACGAUCCGCAGCCCACUGAGCUGUCACGCCUCGCCGCCUCCUCCUCCACCUCCACCUCCUCCUCCUCCGCCUCCGCCAGCGCCGCAUGGUCCUGCCCGGUGCCGCGGUGCUGCUGCGCUGUAGCCGAGUUCCGGCCGCUGCUGCUCGGCGUCUCCAGAGUCCGAUGUCCCGGCGGUGUCCUCCUGUCUUCUGCUCGCCGAGCCAAACCCUCCAGCUGCCGCCUGCGGGCUCACUCCUCCAGCGCCACAGGUCGUCCAGCCCGCGGGACUCCUCCAAGUGGACUACACACGCGUAAAAGUCCCGCAGAAAUUACUGCCCCUCUUUAUUUCAUUGCUGCUUCUCCCCACCCCCCCCUGCUUUUUUAUUUUUUAUUUUUAAAGAAGAGUUUUCCAUUCACCUGGAGGACGGUAGGAACCAUGAGUGGUCGCGGGGACGAGGCCGGGGAGAGCUCCGGCUCCCAGGAGCCCACCGGUGCCGCGGAGCCCCAGAAGAGGAGGCCGGGGAGACCGAGGAAGCCACCGAAAGAGCCAAGUGGAGAGCCUGUCCCCAAGCGACCAAGGGGCCGUCCCAAAGGAAGUAAGAACAAGGGCCCUUCCAAGGCAGCGCAGAAGAAAGCAGAGGCAACCGGGGUGAAAAGACCCAGAGGACGACCCAGGAAAUGGCCACAACAAGUCGUCCAGAAAAGGCCUGCUCAGGAAGAAGACGAAGAAGAAGAAGAAGAAGAAGAGGAGGAGGAGGCUGGAGAGUCCCCAGAGAAGGACUAAGCUUCCACACCGUCAAACCUCUACCUCAAUCAGCUGUCAGGUCUUUCGAAGGAGAAAGACUGCCUUGACCACUUAAUUUAGCCUUUUCCCAACAUUAUUCUACUUCAAUUCGAGAAUUUCCAAUGUUAAUCUUUCCGUUUUCAGUCUCAGCGUGCGUCCACACUGAUCAGUCAGCGAACAGAUGGAAAUGUUCAGUGUUUUUGAUACGUUUCUUUUACACAGGUCAUUCAGAACGCAGCAGCAUCAGAAAGAAACUAAUCGUACUGUUGCCGCCUCCUCUUGGCCGAUCACACAAAAGCUCACCUCCACACAUUCCGCCUGUCAAACAGUCAGGCAGAGACACAUCAUCAGCAAAUACAACAAACCUACACUCCUCAGUCGGAAUUAUCUAAAAACAAACAGAAACAGCCAUAAUGAGUAAGUGUGGCCCGCACCCCAACAGUUGGGGUUUGUGGUCCCUCAGACACAUCAUCAUCUUCAAAUGCCACUGAGCAUUAGCAGACCCCAUCACAUACCCCGUCGGUGUUCACUGGUUCUCCAGACGUCAGUAGAAAAGAAACUGGGUCAGUCUGGUUUGGUCAUUCAGGAAUGAAAGAUCAAAUGUCUGCCGUUCCAAUAUUUCACUGUUGGCUCUAAAACAAAGGAGCGACCUUCCCUCUCCACAUGCAAACCAAACUGGUGUCAAGCCACCAAGGACAGGGAGACACAGAGAUAUUUCCUCAGGGCAGUGGCUGGGCUAAGGCCACUUCGACAAAGAAGUUUGCUCAAGUUGUUAGCAUAACAAGCUUGUAUAUAUAUAUCAUAUAUCAUCUUUAUAUUUCACAAAUAUAAAUCCAUGUUCCCUGCAGCACCCACUACAAAGGUUCAUCAUGGGAGGAAAUGCUCUCGUCUCUUGACAAACCCAACCAUGCCAGCAAUCAAUUAUUAUUAGACUGGUUGUUUCAGUUUUACCCCCCAAUUUAGUUUUUUAACAAAUUCUUAAUCCUUUUCUGGUGAAUUCUACAAAUGUAUUGGUUUAGAAAAUACAAACGCCAUGUCCAAGCUGGAAAGUUUGAGAUUUUUAACAUCAAUAUAGCAGCAAAUAUCUUCAGUCUUUUCUAUGCAAAGAUAUAGUGGCGUAAUGGCGUCCUGAGUGGAGUUCGCAGUCCCACUUCCUGUGUUAGCACACCCAAAGCCCAAUUCGUGCUUUUGCAUCAAGGCUAUGGUGUAACCUGAGUGUAGACGUGCACUCUACACAGAGCCCCACGCCGUGCCCUGACGUGCACCUCCCCAAAAAUGUAAAUAUACGUUGAGGCGAUGCAGACCGUAAAGAGUUGUGAUUUUUUAAUUGAGUUGAAGAACCGAACACGGAGGACGUCUUUAUUUUCUUCAUUGCAGUUCUUUAAGAAAAAGUAAUUAUCCUUCAACAUCUAUCAGCUCCAACUCCAAUAUGGUCCUCUUAAUAACACUUGUCAUUGUUGUGUAGUAAACAGAAACGUGGACCACAAACCACAAAACACUUAACACCAGCACAGAAACUCUACAGCCAGUAGUUUUGGUGUUAUAAUUGCAACUCGUCUCACACACACACACUAUGAAUGCUCCGCCCCGGGCUGAGGCUACGUGCGCACCUACGUUGUAUUGAGCAUCAGACCGUGUUAGAUCACACGUUAUUAAUUCAUAAGGCAUUUCAGUCAACUAAAAAUCUUAAUACCUCUUAUCAGUGCAGCUAGAAACGAUGGUUGUGAGAGCCAGCUCAAUGCUGACAAAAUCCAACCCUUGAGGCUAACAAAUGAUUGUUCCCCCUUUUAUCCGGCACAAAGCAAAAUAUGAUUCAUUCAAGUGACAGUUACUCGCCAAGGUGCGACCACACCCACCUGGCUUUGUAUGGGAAUAUGAGAAGGCAUUAUUGGUUUAUUGCAUGUUAUGCCCCAACACACACCCAUGAUUUACCGAGCACACCCCUUUUGAAACAUGCACCUGUUGGAGUUGGACACGCCCUAAAAGCAUAUGUUCCUCUCACUAUAGACCACAUCGAUAAACUAGAGCCUAUUUCCCAUACCGCUUAUUUGAAAUGUAUUGAUUUGAUUUUUGAGAUACGUCCAGGGUCAGAGAGAUUUUUAAAAGAGGUAACCAAGAUUGCAAACUAUUGAGACACUACAAGAGCUCUGCUUUGUUUCCCCUGUUCUUGGUGGACUUAACACGCCUCUUUUAUUGGUCUAGAAAACAACAGAACGACUCUCUACAUCCUUAAUAAGCUCAGACGACACAUCCUUAACUAACCUCAGACUACUGUUUUUUUUCAGAUUUACAUUAACACACUUAUGUACAUAGCAUCACUCAGUUUGUUGUUUGCACGACAUAGCUUUAAAAUCUUGAUUCCAUCAUUGAUGUCACACUGCAAAGAAAAUCCAGAGGCUUGGAGAAAAACAAAACCUCAAGAAAAACCACAAGAACAAACCACACAUUACCUCUUGACACACUUGAUACCUGGAUUCAGCAGCAGUGUGACACUGAACGUCUCAUCUCGCACUGUAACCCCAGGGAGCCUCGGGUUUGAGGAAACCUGACGGUGUUGCCAGCGCUCUCUGGUCACUGAUAUGCAAUAUCUUCUCAUGACUUCCAACUACCUCUGACUCAGCACAACCAGCUCAUGAACACUGUUGCUCAGUACAAACAAAACCGACGCCACCGGGCGGGCAGAGGGCGUCUCGAUAUUUGAUAACGUGUUGUGAAAUUAUACUGUACAUUGAAGCGAGGUCAUGCCAGUGGUUCUUGUCAGGAGGGGAAAUGGCAAUUUGUCUUCAACUGUUUUUGUAAACGUCAAUUACAACCGAGUCAUGUGGGUCAAAAUUAAAGGAACACUCUGUUUUUUUUUUCUUCGGCCUGAAAAUCGCUUUAACACAAGAAGUGAGCAGAAAGUCUGAAAACCCUUGAUAAUAUG